AUGCUUCUACUGCGUGGAAGAAGUUUUCGUUCACAGUCACCAAUUCAACGUCCGCUAACACAACGGACAAUCGCUCGUUUGCAUCGAGGGUUGACCCGGACGAGCGUGACUUUAGCUUUUCUCGGCCUUGGAGGAUGGACGGCAUUCGAGACCUCCGAUUCGUUCCAGCAUUUCGUGCACGCCGUACGGCGUUGCAGUAUUAUUGGGGAAGCAGUUAUCUGUGAUGUAAUUGACUACAAGCAUACUCUUCAAGCAGACUUUGCCACGGAGGAAGAAAAGCUGAAUGCACAAUCUCGUUGUCACAAGAGAAGCGCCGAGAGGAUAUUGGAAGCCCUCAAGAUUAACGGAGGCCAUGGGAUUGUCCAGGGCCAGCAUAUUUCUUCUGUUAAUUUACUACCAAUAGAAUGGACUUCUACCAUGAAACCGCUACAAGAUCAGUGCUUCCCAACUCCAUACGAAGAUGUCGCCGCCUUAUUCAAGGAGGAGACCGGGCAAGAAUUGGAGGAAGUAUUUUCAUGGUUCUCUCGAGAACCCAUCGGGGUGGCGUCUUUAGCUCAGGUUCAUACUGCCAUUGAUCGAAACACUGGCCGUAAAGUUGCUGUCAAGAUCCAGCACCCUCGACUAGAAGAAUGGGUACAUAUCGACAUGGCCGCAACUACUGUCGCUCUGGCAUGGGUAAAGCGCGUAUUUCCUGAAUUCGAGUUUAGUUGGCUUGGAGAGGAGGUUCGAACGAACCUUCCUUUGGAGCUCAACUUUCUCCAGGAAGCUGACAACACUUCCCGGGUCAAGGCCAACUUCGCUGAUGUAAAGCAUACCUCACUGUACAUCCCGGAGGUACUCUCUGCAACCAAGAGAACUCUAGUGAUGGAGUUUAUAUCCGGCGCGCGCGUCGACGAUUUAGACUAUCUUGCUCGCCAUAAAAUCGAUAGAAAUCAAGUUUCACAGGAACUAUCAAGGAUAUUUUCAACUAUGGUUUACCUUCAUGGUUUCUUUCAUGCCGAUCCGCAUGCCGGGAACCUCUUAAUUCGGCCCAAGCCUGUCCGUUCUCGGAGCCCAUAUAAUUUUGAGAUUGCUCUCCUAGAUCAUGGAUUAUAUUUUGAUGUUGAUGAUGAACUGCGGAUAAAUUAUGCGAAACUUUGGCUGUCACUAAUCACACCAGGAGGGAAGGAAGAUCGAAGGAAAUACGCACAACUUGUUGCAAACAUAGGCCCCGAUCUCUAUCCGAUAUUCGAAAGCUCUAUAACCGGGAGGCCGGGGCUGGAAGGCACAUGGGAGGAUGCCCCGGAGGGAGUAUCUGCAAGACCCAGGAGUAUGCUUGAGUUAUCAACACAAUCUGAAGAGGAGUUGGAGCGGAUGCGCGGUGCUGUCCUUGAGAGAGAAGGAUUGCUCGUGUCAGUGUUUUCAAUGCUUCGAGUCGUCCCCCGAGCAGUAUUGAUGCUAUUCAAGAUGAAUGACCUCCUGAGAAAUUUGGACGCCGAGCUCAAGACAACUCAUGACUCAACCCGAGUCUUUUUGAUAGUUGCGAGAUACUGCAGUUCAGCAGUUUGGCGUGAUGAUUGUCGUGGCUUCUUCACUCGCUGGAGAGAUUUAGGGGCCUCCAUCUCGCUAUUCACUGGCUUGGUCAGAAGGUGGUUUGCCUACCAUCUUAUAUAUGACGGGCUACGAAUAAUAGAAUGGGAAAUGGAUUUUGUCGCCCGAGUGGUCAGGUGGAAACACUGGUUCCGGGGACUUCGUGGUGGUCUUCCAUCUGCAAAUGCGGCAGCGGCGGGCUUAGGUUAG
This is a messenger RNA of Cantharellus anzutake, 1779 nucleotides long. RefSeq names its product ABC1-domain-containing protein. Gene Ontology annotation, cellular component: mitochondrial inner membrane. The transcript has 12 exons. The coding region runs from base 1 to 1779 and encodes 592 amino acids. The record is from RefSeq and is a predicted model, not a curated record. NCBI's taxonomy places the organism in Eukaryota, Fungi, Basidiomycota, Agaricomycetes, Cantharellales, Hydnaceae. Gene Ontology annotation, biological process: lipid homeostasis; mitochondrion organization.